AUGUGGACGGUCAUCUCUGCUUUAGGCUUGGCCACCUUCACCAAGAAUGUCAAGAACUCUUUGCAAACUAUGAUUGAAGUGAUUAUUAACAAGGCACCAUUGAUAAAGGAUCAAAGUCAUGUGGCCGUGGCCACAUUCUCUCCCAAGUUCGUGAUCUUUGAAGUCACUCCUGCAGACAACCAGGACAAGAAAAAGCUCAAGAUAUGUGUUUACAGCCAGGACUCAUUUUUGCGAAUAUAUGAUGAUGCUGCAGAUUUAGAGACUGAAGCACUCUUGAGCUUUAAGAAAUCUAUGGAUGAUCCUCUGUCGUCACUGAAUAGCUGGAACAGAGAAUCAGACGUUUGUCAAUGGAUUGGUAUCAAUUGUUCCUCAGCAGGCCAGAUAUCUGGUAUACAGCUCAAUUAUCUCUCACUUUCAGGCCCUCUUCCGUUUUAUACAAUCCAAGCCCUGCCUCAACUACGCACCUUGUCUGUUUCUGGGAAUAAUUUCACAGAGAUCAAAGUAUCCUCCUCGCAAGAAUGCUCUCUGGAGGUCCUUGACUUGUCAGGGAACCAUUUCACUGGGGAUUUUCUCGACACUCUUUCUCGUUUGGUUACAUGCAAAGGCAUCAGGAUUUUGAACCUCUCACACAACAAGAUACGAAAAAUUUCAGUGAAAUUAUCGAUUGGGAACCCCAUGGUUUCUGUCGACCUAUCCUACAACAGAAUAAGUGGUUCAAUACCUUCUUCUUUCUUUUUAUCAUGCAAGAGCUUGAAGUUUCUAGAUGUCUCGAGCAAUCAGCUGGUUGGAGGGAUCCCUGAAAAUAUGUCCAAAAACUGCAGAAGACUUCAGAAGCUUAACGCUUCGUCCAACUUCAUAACAACCUUUCGGCUUGAGCAGUGUACCAGUCUGCAGGAGUUGGAUGUUUCUUUUAACAAUAUUUCUGAAACUGUUUUUUGGAAGGAUUGUGAUGCUUUGAAGGUGCUCAACCUGUCAGACAAUCAAUUCUCUGGACCAUUUCUCUCGGUAUUUGGCAAUCGAAGUUUACCUCAGGUUUUCAAGUCCCUGGAGGUUCUUCAAGCCGACCACAAUAGUUUUACAGGUGAAAUACCUACAGUUCCUCCAACUCUUGAAGCUCUAGACUUGAGCUGCAACAAAUUCAGUAGUAGCAACACGAACAUCUGCCUUUCAAAUUCUAAACUUCAGUCUUUGGUGUUGGUAUACAACAGGUUGCGUGGUCCGGUUUUAAACUUGGCCAUGAACUGUAGCAAUUUAAAGAUGCUCGAUCUGAGUAUCAAUUUUGUGACAGGGUCGCUUCCAGGGAAUAUAUGCAGCAGACUUUCAAAGCUUCAACAUCUGAUCCUUUGGGGUAACAAUCUUGAAGGCAGGAUACCAGCGACAAUCGACGAGUGCAGUGAGCUGGUGACCUUGCAUCUCAGUCACAACAAUCUUACAGGUGUUAUACCGGAGGAGAUAUCUCGCCUGAAGAAUCUGUCCUUGCUGGUUCUUAACAACAAUAUGCUAUCUGGAGAAAUCCCGGCAUCUCUUGCAAAGAUGCAGAACAUUCAAGGUCUUCUACUAGGCCAUAACAAGCUUCAAGGUGGUCUACCAGGCGAGUUAAGGAACACCAACAGUUUAAUUCAACUUGCAGUGAACGACAACCAGUUGGCGGGACCAAUCCCAAGCUGGAUCGGCUGCUCCGUUAAAGAAGACCAGUAUGAUAUGAAGUACCCCUAUUUGAUGGUACUGUUGUUCAACGUACAGCCAUCCAUCUGCAAAGGUUACAAUGAGAUGUUUAUACUGCAAGGAAUCCGUUUCCAUGAGUUCCAGCAGCUUCCGAUUGCAACCAGAUGCCAGACUUGGUACUUCCUAUCACCUCCCGGUUUCAACAUUUCUUUAAUACCAAGUACUACUCAGGGACUCAGCCCUUGGUGUAUUGAUCUCUCGUUCAACAGCUUCACAGGAACAAUCCCAGCAGAGUUUGGUGCUAUGCAAAAUUUAUAUUCGCUGAAUCUUGCGCACAACUUACUCACAGGGGCUGUUCCCUCCACAGUUGGCAAUCUCAAGCAACUGGAGUGGCUAGAUCUCUCAUACAACCAGCUCGAAUCACACAUCCCGGGCUCGCUCACAAACCUCACCUUUCUGAAAUACUUCAACAUCUCACACAACAGGCUUCUUGGUGGGAUUCCACAGAGUGGGCAGCUUCCAACUUUCCCUGCGAGCAGCUACGAAGGAAAUCCAGGACUAUGUGGCAUCCCGCUUGCAGAAUGUCAUGGUAAUGAUUAUAAUUUAGACAAUCAUUCUGGUGACAAGGAUGAUGAUGAAGAUUUUUGCACCACUUAUGAGCAGCUAAUUGAUUUGCCCAUAAAGGUGUUGGCUCCUAAAAAGUUUAUUGCUGAUCACAACAACCUUUAA
Molecule: messenger RNA, 2394 nt
Organism: Selaginella moellendorffii
Lineage: Eukaryota; Viridiplantae; Streptophyta; Lycopodiopsida; Selaginellales; Selaginellaceae
Product: receptor-like protein kinase BRI1-like 3
Exons: 5
Coding region: 1-2394 (797 amino acids)
Molecular function (GO): protein binding
Source: RefSeq, a predicted model, not a curated record